AUGUCGCACGCCGUCGUCGCGGGGACGGCGCGCGUCGCGGUCGCGCGCGCGAACGUCGACGCGCGGCGAGGACGCGCGCGAUGCGCGAGGGCGACGACGCGUGAAGAAGAAACGCGUCGUCGUCGUCGUCGCCUUCGCGCGUCGUCGUCGUCGUCAGAGGCCUCCGUCGCGCCCGACGACGCCGCCGCCGCCGCGACGACGACGACGACGACGACGACGACGGCCUCGUCGCGCCGGCGUCUGCUCCUCGCCGCGCUCGGUGGCGCCGCGAUCGCGGAGACGACCGGGCAGGUCGCGGAGAGGACGCUCGUGAGCGAGCAAGCGCGCCUGCGACUGGAGCAGAAGCGACGCGAGCUCUCGAACGCGCUCGCGUCCUUCUCGGAGCAAGCGGACGACGGCGUCGUGACGCGCGCGAAGAAAGCGCGCGGGAUCGCGAACGGGCUCGAGCUGGAGCUGCGACGCGCGGGCGCGAUCGCGGCGCUGAGCGCGCUCGGCGCGUUCGGCAGCCGCGUCAUCACGCGCGCGAAGCAACGUCCGAAGGAUGACACGACGACGGUGUCGAUCGACGCGGCGUCGAGCGUGGACGACGACACCGCGUGCCUCGUCGGCGGCGCGUGCGCGCCGGACUGGAGCGUCGACGACAGCGCGGACGCGGACGCGGACGCGGACGCGCGGGGUCCGGGGACGGCGGCGCCGGCGCGAGGAGCCGUGUUCGCGGAGGAGCCGUGGCGUUGGAAGCUCGUCAGAGACGGCGAUUUCGACGCCGUCGCGCGCACGGUGGUCUUCUCCGCGUGCUACGGCGGCUUCUUCCAGCCGCACUGGUUCAACGUCCUCAACUCCUACGACUGGUCCGACCUCGUGCUCCCCACGCCAUUGGAGCUCUCCCUGCGCGCGUUGGCCGAGCGCUUCGCGGAGAUGCGCGCGGCGACGACGGCGCUGACGACGGCGGGCGUCGACCCCGUCGACGCGCGGAUCGCGACGAGCCUCAACAGCGGCGCGUCGCAGCCAGGCGCGUGGGACUGGGACUGGGACUGGGACUGGAUCGGGUUCGGGGGCGAGGACGGCGUCGUGGACGCGUUCGGCGCGUUCUUCACGCAGGCGGGCGGGUACAGCGAUCCGAGCCUCAUCGGCGGCGUGUCGCUCGUCGAGCCGUUGGAGACGGCGAGCGCGUUUCUCGCGCCGCUCGCGGUGAAUCAGCUGCUCGUGAUCCCCGCGCUGUAUUGGCCGUCGUUUUUCGCGUUUCAGGGCGCGCUGGAAGGGCAGUCCGUGACCACGGUCCUGCAGACGUUGCAUCAGCGGCUGCCCUCGCUCAUGAAGGCUAAUCUCGCGUUCUGGCUGCCGGCGCAGGGGUUUCAGUUCGCCGCGGUGCCCGUGGACGACCAAGCCGUCUACGUCGCGGUGAUGGGCGUGCUGUGGAACGGCGUCUUGGCGGUCGUGACGACGCCGAAGGGGGUUCCAGAGGAGCCCCUUGAGCCAGAGCCGGUGGCGGCGGGAGGGGCGAACGAUAACGAUAACGAGGUCGGGGGUGGGGUCGGCGCGGUCGCGUUGGUCCCGGAGGAGGAGAGAGAGGGCGCGGCGGAGAGAGAGUUCGCCGCGAUGUCGGAGGAGGUCUCCGCGAAAGCGCGGUGAUGAAAUGAUUCUUUUGAGGUUUCUUGAAUUAAAGUCACCUCGUCAUCCUAGCGAUGAAAUUGUCUAAGCAAUAAGUUAGUGCUGACGCGC
Molecule: messenger RNA, 1719 nt
Organism: Micromonas pusilla CCMP1545
Lineage: Eukaryota; Viridiplantae; Chlorophyta; Mamiellophyceae; Mamiellales; Mamiellaceae
Exons: 2
Coding region: 1-1629 (542 amino acids)
Cellular component (GO): cytoplasm; membrane
Source: RefSeq, a predicted model, not a curated record